Marmota flaviventris (yellow-bellied marmot) is the source of this 1561-nucleotide messenger RNA. Its product is annotated as class I histocompatibility antigen, Gogo-B*0201 alpha chain-like. Gene Ontology annotation, biological process: antigen processing and presentation of endogenous peptide antigen via MHC class Ib; positive regulation of T cell mediated cytotoxicity; immune response. Gene Ontology annotation, molecular function: signaling receptor binding; peptide antigen binding. The record is from RefSeq and is a predicted model, not a curated record. Gene Ontology annotation, cellular component: external side of plasma membrane. Lineage: Eukaryota; Metazoa; Chordata; Mammalia; Rodentia; Sciuridae.
CCCGCCGGCCAAGUCGCAGAAUCUCCCCAGAGCUGCAGGAUGCGGGUGAUGGCCCCACGAACGCUGCUCCUGCUCCUGUCAGGGGCCCUGGCCCUGACCGAGACCUGGGCGGGCUCCCACUCUAUGAGUUAUUUCUACACCUCCGUGUCCCGGCCCGGCGGGGAGCCCCGCUUCAUCGCCGUGGGCUACGUGGACGACUCGCAGUUCGUGCGCUUCGACAGCGACGCCGAGAAUCCCAGCGCGGAGCCGCGGGCGCCGUGGAUAGAGCGGGAGGGGCCGGAUUAUUGGGUUAGGAACACACAGAUCUUCAAGGACACCGCGCAGGAUUACCGAGUGAACCUCAACAACGUGCGCGGCUACUACAACCAGAGCGCGGGCGGCUCUCACACCCUCCAGAGGAUGUACGGCUGCGAGGUGGGGACCGAGGGGCGCCUCCUCCGCGGGUACCGUCAGGACGCCUACGACGGCAAGGACUACAUCGCCCUGAACGAGGACCUGCGCUCCUGGACCGCGGCGGACACGGCGGCUCAGAUCACCAAGAGGAAGUGGGAGGCGGCGGGUGACGCGGAGCACCGCAGGGCCUACCUGGAGGGCACCUGUGUGGAGUGGCUCGGCAGACACCUGGAGCACGGGAAGGAGACGCUGCUGCGCACAGACCCCCCGAAGACUCAUGUGACUCACCACCCUACCCCUGAAGGGCAUGUCACUCUGAGGUGCUGGGCCCUGGGCUUCUACCCUAAGGAGAUCACCCUAACUUGGCGACGAGAUGGGGAGGACCAGACCCAGGAGAUGGAACUUGUGGAGACCAGACCUUCCGGGGAUGGAAACUUCCAGAAAUGGGCAGCUGUGGUGGUGCCUGCUGGAGAGGAGCAGAGAUACACCUGCCGUGUGCACCAUGAGGGGCUGCCCAAGCCCCUCACCCUGAGAUGGGAGCCACCCCCUCAGGCCACCAUCCCUGUCAUGGGAAUUGUUGCUGCUGUGAUUGUCCUUGUUGUCACUGGAGCUGUGGUCGGUUUUAUCUUGUGGAGAAAGAAAAACACAGGAGUAAAGAAAGGGCCCUAUGCUCCAGCUGCCUGUAAUGACAGUGCCCAGGGCUCUGAUGUGUCUCUCACUGCUGAGAAAGUGUGAGAUACUACCAUCUGUGGGACUGAGCAGUACAGGAUUUCUUCAGUUCCCUUCCUGCUCUCUACUGCAGUUUCAAGAGUUCCUGGCUACUCUUUGUGCAGCUGGCAUCUGAUUGUGUCUUUGUGUCUGUGUUCCUACAAUCAUAAUGUGAGGCAAUGGAGAGAGGAGCACAUCCCUGAUCACCAGGACCCCUCCUCACAAUGUUCUCUUCCUCAAUCAACUUUCCUAUAUAGCUGAUGUGGGGCCGGGAUGUCUUCAUUCCUGAUUUAGCUUUAUGUUGCUCUGAACUGUAGCGUCUUUCUUCCCUUUUGGAAAACAGAAUGUGGAUAUUGAUUGUGUUUCAAGUUUGUGCCACAAAAUAUGUUGAUGGGUUAAUUAAAUGAGAAGAGGAUUCCUAAAAUUUCUGAGAGAAAAUAAAACCUGAAACCUUCCAGAA